Messenger RNA from Dreissena polymorpha, 3113 nucleotides. RefSeq lists its product as uncharacterized. The transcript is spliced from 10 exons. NCBI's taxonomy places the organism in Eukaryota, Metazoa, Mollusca, Bivalvia, Myida, Dreissenidae. The coding region runs from base 571 to 2016 and encodes 481 amino acids. The record is from RefSeq and is a predicted model, not a curated record.
GUCUCAUGCAGCAACCCAAUAACACCACACAAAAGGCAAUGAAACCCACCACCCCGCUAACGAUCUCGAUGAUACGACCCACGGCCAUGCUGCAAAUGUACAUAGAGAGUUUUGACGACAGUCGUGUGUGAAUUACGUUACACUUCGUACCAGCAGCUCCUGUCGUUAUUGCAACAGUAUGUGCCGUCUCCACAAUAUUUGUAGGACAGUCCUCUGCAUACCUCGUCACAGUGAACUAAACAGAACAACGUUCAGAAAUAUAAAUUACCUCCCUUGAAGGCACGAUUCAAACCAACGGAAAUGGAAACUAGCUGAUCAAUUUCGAAAAAUCCGCGUUUUCCCACAGUGAUAUAUAUAUUACGCAAUCUGACCCGUCUUCAACGCUCAGAAAUCCAACCUUAGUCCAACAAUAGCCACCGCCAGAAUAAGGUUGAUCCAUAACGUUUGACUAUAAGUUUGGCAAGGGCCACAUUCAGCAGUGCAUGGGGAGUCCAUAGCGUCUGCAGCUGCAUCAAGAGGAUUUUCAUCCUAUAGAACAGUUACAAUGGAUGAGUUUAGUAGUUCUUCAGAAUGGCGUCACUCGACGGGAAUCAAAACGAGAUACAUUACAUACGUCUCUAUAUGCUUAUUAUGGAAGCGCGGAAGGUUCUGCGAGCCAAGUUUGACUCUAUAAUUAAACCUCCUGAUUUAACUAACACGAUGAUGAGAGUACAUGGAACAAUAGAUAAGCUGAAGAAAUAUAGGAUUAUCUCAAAUGAACAAUAUAAACUGUUAAAUCCAAAUCCUAAUUCUGAAAAGUUUGAUACCACUUUGUUGGUGUGUCUUCUUCAAAACAUCUGUAAUUUAAACCCUAGAGACAAAGUGUGGUCUGAGAAAGAUAAUACUUACAUUAAAGGUAAUACAGACCAGGACAAUAUCCAGCGUAUCAGGAAUUUGAGAAACAAAAUGCAGCACAAAAACGUUGCAAGCAUAGAGCAGCAUGAAUUUGAUAUCAUCUGGAAUGAUUUAGAAAAGGCCAUGGUAAAUCUAGGGAGAAGCUGUGGACUGCACGAUGUCCAGAAUACUAUUGACAUCAUCAAAACAAGAAUACUGGAAAUAGUUACACCAGAAAUGAAAAAUCUUCGUGAAUACGCAAUAAGGUUCCUUAAACAAUAUCAAGAGGAAACGAUGGAUAGACUGAGCCCAGAUUUCUUUGAAAAUGAUGACACUGAUGGCAUGGAUUACGACUCUUAUGAUCAUCAAGAUUUUGACUGUUCUAUAGAUUAUGAUGAAUAUGAUCAUCAAGAUGUUGACUGUUCCAUAGAUAAUGAUGAAAAUGAACAUCAAGAUUCGGACCGCUCCAUAGAUUAUGAUGAAAAUGAACAUCAAGAUUUGGAUCGUUCCAUAGAUUAUGAUGAAAAUGAACAUCAAGAUUUGGACCGUUCCAUUAAAAAUGAUGAAAAUGAACAUCAAGAUUCGGACCGUUCCAUAAAUAAUGAUGGAAAUGAAAAUCAAGAUUUGGACCGUUCCAUAGAUAAUGAUGAAAAUGAACAUCAAGAUUUGGACCGUACUAUAGAUUAUGAUGAAAAUGAACAUCAAGAUUUGAACCGUUCCAUAGAUUAUGAUGAAAAUGAACAUCAAGCUUUGGACCGUUCCAUAGAUUAUGAUGAAAAUGAACAUCAAGAUUCGGACCGUUCCAUAAAUAAUGAUGGAAAUGAACAUCAAGAUUUGGACCGUUCCAUAGAUAAUGAUGAAAAUGAACAUCAAGAUUUGGACCGUUCUAUAGAUUAUGAUGAAAAUGAACAUCAAGAUUUGAACCGUUCCAUAGAUUAUGAUGAAAAUGAACAUCAAGCUUUGGACCGUUCCAUAGAUAAUGAUGAAAAUGAACAUCAAGAUUUGGACCGUUCCAUAGAUAAUGAUGAAAUUGAACAUCAAGAUUUGGACCGUUCCAUAGAUUAUGAUGAAAAUGAACAUCAAUAUUUAGACCGUUCCAUAGAUUAUGAUGAAAAUGAAUACUGCGACGAUGGUGAUGAAUAGUGUUUAAACGAUUAUUAAGUGAACAAAGAGAAACGAUUGUAUUGUCAUUAUGUGCGUAAAGAGGUUUCAUGUUAUGCAGUUGCUGUACAGAUAACGGAUUUGAAUUAUGAAUGUAAUAAUGUCAUAAUAAUAGUUGCUUAUUGUAACACAUCAGCAGUUGUACGUAUAUAAAAUGGCGUGCGCUUUCAACUUAUAGUGUGUUUUUUCUCUAUAAAAGAUAAGUUUUACAUGGAAACAUGAUAGCCUUUUAACACAUUUUUUAAUAUCGGUCAGUAAGGAAGUGUAUAUGUAUUUACUGAUCAAAUUGUUUUGCAUUUAAAACGACCCGACAUGCACCAUACUAGUGAACGAAAAUUAUAACGCUAAUGAUUAAGCAAAAAACAUCGGUUUGAUCAGGAAUGUGAUUAUGUUGAGUGUGUUUUACAUUAUAUUCGAAAACAUUUAAUCUUCAAUAAAUAAUAAUCUUCAUUUAAAGGGAUCUUUUCAAAGAUUUUGGUAUGUAUUGAAGUUUGUCAUGAAAUAAUUUAUAUUUAUAAAUGUAAACAUUGGAUUUAUAAAGCUCGAGUAAAAGAAAAACAAGAAUAAAAUUACAAAAAGAAAAAUGUAACCCUAAACAGGGCUCGAACCUCUGACCCCUGGAGUAAAAGUCUAUCGCUUAGACCACUCGACCUCAAUGUUCUAAUAUCUAAUGAAACUUUACCGGAGAUCGUGUGAUGUUUAUGCAACGCUAAUGUUAAAUACUAAGAUUUAGAAAGACCGGUGACUAUAUUUAUAACCUCACUCAAAUAUGCACAACCAUUUAAUAAAGCUGUAUGUUUUGAUUAGGAAGUUAAAGGUGCAUGGACCUAUCUCUUUAUGAAGUGUUUUUGGACUUACUGCGCUUUAUUUGUUUGUGCAGAAAUGAAUUGCAUGCUGUAAGUUUCUUGUUUAAAGCAUAACUAGAAACGUAAUGAAUGGAUUCAAAUGAAAUGUCUUAUAUUGAUAUAGGGCUUUGAGAGCAAGGGUAGAGUAAAAGUACCAACACUGUGUCUUCAAUAUUUACAUAAUUUUUUCUUUUGUUAAUUUUCUUGUUUACUCUAUAAUUCUAUUGCAAUAAA